Molecule: messenger RNA, 1445 nt
Organism: Triticum urartu
Lineage: Eukaryota; Viridiplantae; Streptophyta; Magnoliopsida; Poales; Poaceae
Source: RefSeq, a predicted model, not a curated record
CUCCCGUGCGCCCUCGUCGCCCGGCGCCACGCGCGUACACGGCACGCUCGACACGGGGUCCAUCCAUCCACCCAAACACCCUGCCAAGUUUUCUUCCACCUAUCCCUUCCCCGAUUCGAGCGAGCCCGACGCCCCCCACCGACCGCGCCUUCCCCACCACGCCGCAGCUCCGGCGGGCCCAAACCAAACCAAAUCAAUCGCCUCGCCGGAUCCCCCUCCCUCCUCCCUCCGCACCGCCCAUGGAGCUGGCGACGCGCGAUCUCGCGGCGCUGGGCGCGGCGGACCUGGUCCGGGUCUCCGCCGCGAUCCCGCGCGCCGCGCCGCGCACCUUCGCGCUGCUCACCGCCUGCCUCGUCUUCCCGCUCUCCUUCGCCGUGCUGGCGCACUCCCUCUUCACCCACCCCAUCCUCCGCCGCAUCCGCACCUCCGACUACACCGCCACCUCCGCGCAGUGGGUCGCCCUCUUCGCCUACCAGUUCCUCUACCUCAUCUUCCUCUUCACCUUCUCGCUCCUCUCCACCGCCGCCGCCGUCUUCACCGUCGCCUCCCUCUACGCCGCCAAGCCGGCCUCCAUCGCCUCCUCGCUCUCCGCGCUGCCGCCCAUCCUGCCCCGCCUCCUCCGCACCUUCCUCUGGGUCUCGCUCCUCAUGCUCGCCUACCACGUCGGCUUCGUCCUCACCGUCGUCCUCCUCAUCCUCCUCUUCGACCCGCCCAUGACCGCCUCCACCCCGCCGCCCCUCUCCUUCCUCCUCGCCCUCCUCGCCGUCGCCUUCCUCUUCCUCGCCAUCCACGUCUACAUCUCCGCGCUCUGGCACCUCGCCAGCGUCAUCUCCGUGCUCGAGCCCCUCUGCGGCCUCGCCGCCAUGUCCAAGAGCAGGCAGCUCCUCCAGGGCCGCACCCGCACCGCCGCCGUCCUCGUUUUCUCCUACUUCGCCAUCUGCGGCCUCAUCACGGGGAUGUUCCGUUCGGCCGUCGUCAAGGCGCGGGGCGAGGAGGGGAGCCUCGACAUGAGCUUGGCCGGCCGGAUAGGCGUCGGCGCUCUGCUCGUCUCUGUUCUCGUCUGUGUCAAUCUCUUGGGGCUGCUCGCGCAGAGCGUCUUCUACUACGCCUGCAAGGCCUACCACAACCAGGAGAUCGACAGGACCGCGCUGUACGAGCACCUCGGCGGCUACCUUGGCGAGUAUGUGCCGCUCAAGAGCAAUAUCCAGAUGGAGAACCUGUGAGAUUCGUCGUAAGCUGCUCACUUGCCUGCUCCUUACAAAUACUAGCUGUCCUGCUGGAUCUUGCUCUAAAGAAGAGCAUGCCGUUGCCAGGAUUUCUUGUUUCUAGUUUAUUGUGCUUGCCUGUUGUAAUCUGUAAUUAAUAAUUAUGCGCAGUAUGGACUGAUCUGUGGUAUGGAACAUAAAGGAAGUUCUCAUUCCGCUGCAAAAUCCUCUUCUUCUUUA